This is a messenger RNA of Pipistrellus nathusii (Nathusius's pipistrelle), 3837 nucleotides long. NCBI's taxonomy places the organism in Eukaryota, Metazoa, Chordata, Mammalia, Chiroptera, Vespertilionidae. The record is from the annotation of a GenBank genome assembly.
AUGCUGAGGAUGCGGACCACGGGGUGGGCGCGCGGCGGCGGCGGCGGCGGGUGCCCGGGCUGCUGCCUCCUCCUCCUCCUCCCCCUCCUCCUCCUGCUCCUCCUGCCGCUUUCGCUCAGCCCGGCGGCCGCCAAGCAGCUCCUCCGGUACCGGCUGGCCGAGGAGGGCCCCGCCGACGUCCGCAUCGGCAACGUGGCCUCGGACCUGGGCAUCGUGACGGGCUCGGGCGAGGUGACGUUCAGCCUGGAGUCGGGCUCCGAGUACCUUAAGAUCGACAACCUGACGGGCGAGCUGAGCACGAGCGAGCGGCGCCUGGACCGCGAGAAGCUGCCCCAGUGUCAGAUGAUCUUCGACGAGAACGAGUGCUUCCUGGACUUCGAGGUGUCGGUGAUCGGGCCGUCGCAGAGCUGGGUGGACCUGUUCGAGGGCCGCGUGGUCGUGCUGGACAUCAACGACAACACGCCCACCUUCCCGUCGCCCGUGCUCACGCUCACGGUGGAGGAGAACCGGCCGGUGGGCACGCUGUACCUGCUGCCCACCGCCACCGACCGCGACUUCGGCCGCAACGGCAUCGAGCGCUACGAGCUGCUGCAGGAGCCGGGCGGCGGCGGCGGCGGCGGCGGCGGAGAGGGUCGGCUGCGCGCCGGGGCUGCCGACAGCGCCCCCUACCCCGGGGGCGGCGGGAACGGCGCGAUCGGAGGCUCCAAGCGGCGCCUGGAUGCCCCGGAGGGAGGAGGAGGAGGCGGCGGUGGAGGCGGCGGAGGGAGCAGCUCCGGCGGCCGCAGCAGCGUGUUCGAGCUGCAGGUGGCCGACACCCCUGACGGUGACAAGCAGCCGCAGCUGAUCGUCAAGGGGCCGCUGGACCGCGAGCAGCGCGACUCGUACGAGCUGACCCUGCGGGUGCGCGACGGCGGCGACCCGCCCCGCUCCUCGCAGGCCAUCCUGCGGGUGCUCAUCACCGACGUCAACGACAACAGCCCCCGCUUCGAGAGGAGCGUGUACGAGGCCGACCUGGCGGAGAACAGCGCCCCGGGCACCCCGAUCCUGCAGCUGCGCGCCGCCGACCUGGACGUGGGGGUCAACGGGCAGAUCGAGUACGUGUUCGGCGCGGCCACCGAGUCGGUGCGGCGGCUGCUGCGCCUGGACGAGGCGUCGGGCUGGCUCAGCGUCCUGCACCGCAUCGACCGCGAGGAGGUGGGCCAGCUGCGCUUCAGCGUCACGGCCCGCGACCGCGGCCAGCCGCCCAAGAGCGACAAGGCCACCGUGGUCCUCGUCAUCCGCGACGAGAACGACAACGUGCCGUCCAUUGAGAUCCGCAAGAUCGGCCGCAUCCCGCUCAAGGACGGGGUCGCCCACGUGGCGGAGGACGUGCUGGUGGACACCCCCAUCGCCCUGGUGCAGGUGUCGGACCGGGACCAAGGGGAGAACGGCGUGGUCACCUGCACCGUGGUCGGGGACGUGCCCUUCCAGCUCAAGCCGGCCAGCGACACGGAGGGCGAGCAGAACAACAAGAAGAAGUACUUCCUGCACACCUCGGCCCCGCUCGACUACGAGGCCACCCGCGAGUUCCACGUGGUCAUCGUGGCCGUGGACUCGGGCAGCCCCAGCCUGUCCAGCAACAACUCGCUGGUCGUCAAGGUCGGGGACACCAACGACAACCCGCCCGUGUUUGACCGGUCGGUGGUGGAGGUGUACUUCCCCGAGAACAACAUCCCUGGGGAGAGGGUGGCCACCGUGCUGGCCACCGACGCCGACAGCGGCAAGAACGCCGAGAUCGCCUACUCGCUGGACCCCUCGGUGGCGGGCGUCUUCGCCAUCGACCCGGACUCCGGCGACAUCCUGGUCCACGCGGUGCUGGACCGCGAGCAGACGGACAGGUACGAGUUCAAAGUGAGCGCCAGGGACAAGGGCGCGCCCCCGCUGCAGGGCAGCGCCACGGUGAUCGUGCAGGUGGCCGACCGCAACGACAACGACCCCAAGUUCAUGCAGGACGUCUUCACCUUCUACGUGAAGGAGAACCUGCAGCCCAACAGCCCCGUGGGCAUGGUCACCGUGAUGGACGCUGACAAGGGGCGCAACGCCGAGAUGAGCCUCUACGUCGAGGAGGAGAGCGGCCACAUCUUCUCCAUCGAGAACGACACGGGCACCAUCUACUCCACCGUGUCCUUCGACCGCGAGCACCAGACCACUUACACGUUCAGGGUCAAGGCGGUGGACGGGGGGGACCCCCCCAGGUCCGCCACGGCCACCGUGUCUCUCUUUGUCAUGGACGAGAACGACAACGCCCCCACCGUGACCCUCCCCAGAAACCUGUCCUACACUUUGCUGCCUCCCUCCAGCAAUGUCAGGACGGUGGUAGCCACGGUGUUGGCCACGGACAGUGACGAUGGCAUCAAUGCAGACCUGAACUACAGCAUCGUGGGAGGGAAUCCCUUCAAGCUCUUUGAGAUUGAUCCCACCAGUGGCGUGGUCUCCCUCGUGGGGAAGCUCACCCAGAAGCACUACGGCUUGCACAGGUUGGUGGUGCAGGUGAAUGACAGCGGGCAGCCUUCCCAGUCCACCACAGCCCUGGUGCACGUGUUUGUCAAUGAAAGUGUCUCCAACGCCACCGUGAUUGACUCCCAGAUAGCCAGGAGCUUGCACACCCCACUCACCCAGGACAUAGCCGGCGACCCAAGCUACGAGAUUAGCAAGCAGAGGCUCAGUAUUGUCAUCGGGGUGGUUGCUGGCAUUAUGACAGUGAUCCUGAUCAUCUUAAUUGUCGUGAUGGCAAGAUACUGCCGGUCCAAAAACAAGAAUGGCUAUGAGGCUGGCAAGAAAGAUCACGAGGACUUUUUUACCCCCCAGCAGCAUGACAAGUCUAAAAAGCCCAAAAAGGACAAGAAAAACAAAAAAUCCAAGCAGCCUCUCUACAGCAGCAUUGUCACUGUAGAAGCUUCCAAACCAAAUGGACAGAGGUACGACAGUAUCAACGAGAAGCUGUCAGACAGCCCCAGCAUGGGCCGGUACCGAUCCGUCAAUGGAGGGCCUGGCAGUCCUGACCUGGCCAGGCAUUACAAAUCCAGCUCCCCAUUGCCUACUGUCCAGCUUCACCCCCAGUCCCCCACCGCAGGGAAAAAACACCAAGCCGUCCAAGAUCUGCCACCAGCCAACACAUUUGUGGGUGCAGGAGACAACAUUUCCAUUGGAUCAGAUCACUGCUCUGAAUACAGCUGUCAAACCAAUAACAAGUACAGCAAACAGCCAUUUCGUAGAGUGACGUUUUCUGUUGUGAGUCAGCCUCAGGACCCACAUCAGGGGUCACUGCAGAGUUGCUAUGACAGCGGGCUGGAGGAGUCAGAAACACCAAGCAGUAAGAGUUCAUCAGGGCCAAGACUGGGUGCCCUUCCACUCCCAGAGGACAACUAUGAGAGGACCACGCCGGAUGGCAGUGUUGGUGAGGCAGAGCAUAUGGAAAAUGAUUCAAGACCUCUUCCAGAUGUAGCCCUGACUGGGAAGUGCACCCGUGAGUGUGAUGAGUACGGCCACUCGGACUCCUGCUGGAUGCCCGUCCGCACUUCCCCAGAGAGGAAGAAGAGCCAGCCCAAACUCUCCACCUUCAUGCCCGUGGAUGAACGAGGGAGCCAGGAGAAGCUGGCCAAUGGCGAGGCCGCCCUCAUGGGCGACCGCAACAGAAACCUCCUGAACAAAAAGUUGACCUCGUCCUACGAGACCUUCAGCGCAGCUAGUUUCAGCAAAAAUGAGGAAGCCAACCCUGAGGAUAUUCCCCUCACCAAAACAGGGGAGUACAAGCCAUCUCCUGUCAAUACCCUCACUAGAAGAGAAGUGUACCUGUAG